Messenger RNA from Rhizophagus irregularis DAOM 181602=DAOM 197198, 324 nucleotides. RefSeq lists its product as uncharacterized. Gene Ontology annotation, biological process: microtubule-based movement. Gene Ontology annotation, molecular function: dynein intermediate chain binding. NCBI's taxonomy places the organism in Eukaryota, Fungi, Glomeromycota, Glomeromycetes, Glomerales, Glomeraceae. Gene Ontology annotation, cellular component: cytoplasmic dynein complex; cytoplasm. The record is from RefSeq and is a predicted model, not a curated record.
AAGAGAACUUUUAAUGAAGACCAAGUAAAAGGAAUUAUUAAAGAAGUUGUAGAACAAAAUAUUUUACAAGGUUCUGCUUAUCUUCAUAGUCGUAUAUCAAAUUGGAAUAAUUCGAUAGUUCAUUCAGUUGUUGAAAAAUUAUCAGCUUUAAAUAAAGCUUUUAAAUACAUUGUUACCUGUACAAUUUUUGAAAAAAAUGGUGCAGGAAUACAUGCUACUACAACUUGUUACUGGGACAAUAAUCAUGAUGGAAGUACUACUUACAGACAUGAUACCAAUAGUAUGUACGUUAUUGUUAAUGUUUGGGGAUUAUGUGUAGGAUAA